This is a messenger RNA of Sipha flava (yellow sugarcane aphid), 1293 nucleotides long. RefSeq names its product peptide deformylase, mitochondrial-like. The record is from RefSeq and is a predicted model, not a curated record. Gene Ontology annotation, cellular component: mitochondrion. NCBI's taxonomy places the organism in Eukaryota, Metazoa, Arthropoda, Insecta, Hemiptera, Aphididae. Gene Ontology annotation, molecular function: peptide deformylase activity. Bases 524 to 1165 code for a protein of 213 amino acids. Gene Ontology annotation, biological process: N-terminal protein amino acid modification; peptidyl-methionine modification. The transcript is spliced from 5 exons.
UUACUUUUUUUAAGUCAUUUUUAGCCCAUUUUCCCAUAUUAUUAGUCAUUGUUACGGAUUUCACACUAAUUCACUUCUUAUCGUUUCUUGUUGACCUUUAUGCUUAAACUUAAGACUUGUCCGAUUUUAUCUCACUAAUUACAUUCGUCGCUGUAAUGAAUACUAUACCUACAUUUUAUUAAUUUAUCAAUUUUGACUUAUAACAUAAUUUUAAAAAAAUCUAUUAUAUUCCGCAAUAAUGGUACAUUUUUUUGAAUUUGAGUGUUAUUAUUUGAGCGACAAAUUGUCAUAAUAUUCUGGUGCCAUCAUGCCAUCAGUAUUUUUCUUAUCAUUAAGGAAUUUUGAGAUUCUAUAUCAUUGACAUUUAUGUGAACAUAAGCCGCCAUUCGAACUAGUUUUUCACCAAAUUAAAACCAACUAUAGUUAUAGUUAUUUUUCAAAAUUAUUUGUAUUCAUUUAGUUUGGAAGUUCUGAAAUUCAUCGUGUACUUUGUUCGUGGUCGAGUUUUUGCUGUAGAGUUGUAAUGGCUUGGCGAUUUUUAAAACGGACUAUCAAUCGAAUGUUCCUUACAAAAAAUCCCAUACCUCCAUAUAAGAAUCAUGUGGUUCAAAUUGGCGAUCCAAUAUUACGAAAUAAAUCAUCACCUAUUCCAGUUGACGUCAUAAAAUCUGAAGAAGUACAAAAUGUUAUUCAUUUAAUGAGAUCACGGAUACAAAUGUCAAAUCUUAUUGGCUUAUCUGCACCACAAAUUGGUGUACCAUUUCAAAUAUUCGUUGUUCAUUUUCCUCAUCCUUCCAAGUUUUUCAGUAAAGAAGAAAUAGCUAAGAAAGAAAUGGAAUAUAUUGAAAAUCAGGUUUGGAUAAAUCCUAAACUAACAGUAACUGACCAUACAUGUAUUACGUUUAGUGAGGCUUGUGCAAGUUUUAAGGGUUACUCUGCUGAAGUUCCUAGAUUCAAACGAGUGCUUUUAACAGGAGUAAACGAAAAUGGAGAAAAAAAAACGUUGGAUGCCAAAGGAUGGACAUCUCGAAUAAUACAGCAUGAAAUGGAUCAUUUGAAUGGAAUAAUGUUCAGUGACCGAAUGAUUCCUAGUAGUCUCUGUUGUACAGGAUGGCAUUCUAUAAAUAAAUUUCAAGGGCUUGUAGAACUUAGGUAUGACAACUGAGUACAUGCCAGAUUAUUUGACAUUUGUCUCUUUGUAUGAUAAAAAAUACCAUAACUGUUUGAUUAUAGAUUUUCUGUAUAAUGUUACUUGUAUCUUAAAAAAUAAAUUUUAUUUUUAAGAAGAUGAUA